GGAAGAGCAAAUUCUAGGGUUCAAUUUGGAUCAUAAUUUAAAGCCCUAAAUUAUCACUCUCCUGAUCAAAAAUUUCAAAAUCUUCGCAAAUUGCGGAAAAAAUCGUGGGGCUUUUGUAUUCACAAAUUGGAUUCUGCUAUACCAACAUCUCCAGUAGCUGAUUCGUCUUGCAACAAUGACUGAGUAUUGGGUUAGUCAGGGAAAAAAAUGGUGUGACUUGUGCAAAAUCUUCAUAUCCAAUAAUCCUUCGAGCAUCAAGAAUCAUGAGCUUGGCACACGACACAAAGAUAAUGUCACCAAGAGGUUGUCUAACAUGAGAGAAGAGAAAGUUGCUAAAGAUAAAGAAAAAAAGGAAACUGCCCGUGUUCUCACCAAAAUUGAAGAGAAAGCAAGUCUUAGUUAUCAAAAGGACAUAUCAACUUUUCAGAAGGCCAGAGAUACCAAUGCAAAUUCAUUAGGUGGUAGUGGAGGGAUAGCUGAUGGCUCUACAAUGUCUGGAGAGUGGGAGCAUGACACCUCAUCCGGUUAUUACUACAACCAAACUAACGCUUGUUAUUACGAUCCAAACUCUGGCUUCUACUACACUGAUGCUUUAGGUAAGUGGGUAACACUGCAAGAAGCUCUUGCUGCUACAACCAAACUUUCUUCCGAACCUAUACAAAAGAAACCGAAUUUUGCCACGUCAUCGUCAUCAUCAUCAUCCUUGCCUUCGAAAACUCAACCCCCAACACAAUCUGCUAACAGGCCAUCAUCUCUUUACAUAAACAAAAGAAAACGACCAGAUUAUUCCAAGCCAAAAGUUGUGUCCCAAGAGGAAGCCGCUGCACUCAAGGCACGCGAGGCAGCAAGAAAGAGAGUCCAGGAGCGAGAGAAAUCCUCACUCGGUCUUUAUAAGCACUGACUGUAUUAUUCUGUCAUGUCCUGUCCUGUAUCCUGUUGAGACUGAUAGAUAAACCGGGUAUUUUUUUCUUUUUUUGAAGUCAUACAACAUUAUCUUUUGAUUUUUUUUUAAAACUUUAAUUUGAUAAGGUGACCAUAAAUAACUAAAAUUAUAUGUUGUAAGUUUUGGCAAAAAGGUAGGGGGGGCCUGGUGUUGGUGGUUCGUCGGUGAUGGUGACAAUGGAGUCUACUUGGUUGACUUUAGAUGACCAAUUUUGGUCACAUAAAUCGGCCAUUUUAAUUCCCCUACGGACCCCCCUUCUAUCCUUACACGGUUCCCGACAAAUGGUUUUAUAUUUUAUAGUAUUACAUUUGGUCUGAUGUGGUUAUAUUUUAUUAAAAACAUGAUAACUUGAAUAUGUC
Lactuca saligna is the source of this 1302-nucleotide messenger RNA. The record is from the annotation of a GenBank genome assembly. Lineage: Eukaryota; Viridiplantae; Streptophyta; Magnoliopsida; Asterales; Asteraceae.